AUGCGCAAUAACACACUGCGCCAACCGCCACCGCUCCCCAAGGCGGCCAGGACCGGCUGGAGCCGGUUAGAACCAGAGGCGCCAGCCCGCGAGCUGACGCCUCACAAAGGAAGGCGGCGGCGACUCACGGCCCGCGUAUCCUUGCGCGGGUCUAGGGGGCAGGGCGGACAGUGCUCGCGUCGUGCCCCUCCCCGCCUGUUUGCGAGCCUUAGCUCCCACAGCUCUGAGGUUCGUCACACCGUUCCCCUAGAAGGCCGCAAACAGCCCAUGGCCUCUAAAGCAGUGUUGGGGACCCUGUCGCAGCCGGCGAGCCCGCCCCGCCCUCAGGCUCCUCUGCCCCCUCAGGCCACGGGCAGCCCGGUGUCCAUCUUCGUGUAUGACGUGAAGCCCGGUUCCGAGGAGCAGACCCAGGUGGCCAAAGCUGCCUUCAAGCGCCUCAAAACCCUCCGGCACCCCAACAUCCUCGCCUACAUCGAUGGGCUGGAGACAGACAAAUGCCUCCACAUAGUGACAGAAGCUGUGACCCCGCUGGGAGUGUACCUCAAGGCACAAGUGGAAGCUGGUGGCCUUAAGGAGCUGGAACUCUCCUGGGGGCUACACCAGAUCGUGAAAGCCCUCAGCUUCCUGGUCAACGACUGCAGCCUUAUCCACAACAACGUCUGCAUGGCGGCCGUGUUCGUGGACCGAGCCGGCGAGUGGAAGCUUGGGGGCCUGGACUACAUGUACUCAGCCCAGGGCGAUGGCGGGGGGCCCCCCCGCAAGGGGUUAGCUGAGCUCGAGCAGUAUGACCCCCCGGAGUUGGCUGACAGCAGUGGGAGAGCGGUCGGGGAGAAAUGGUCAGCUGACAUGUGGCGUCUGGGCUGCCUCAUCUGGGAAGUCUUCAAUGGGCCCCUGCCGCGGGCGGCCGCCUUGCGCAACCCUGGGAAGAUCCCCAAAUCGCUGGUGCCCCACUACUGUGAGUUGGUCGGAGCCAAUCCCAAGGUGCGCCCCAACCCAGCCCGCUUCCUGCAGAACUGCAGGGCACCUGGUGGCUUCAUGAACAACCGCUUCGUGGAGACCAACCUCUUUUUGGAAGAGAUUCAGAUUAAAGAGGCAGCUGAGAAGCAAAAGUUCUUCCAAGAGCUGAGCAAGAGCCUGGACUCGUUCCCCGAGGGUUUCUGCCGGCACAAGGUGCUGCCCCAGCUGCUGACUGCCUUUGAGUUUGGUAACGCCGGGGCCGUGGUCCUCACGCCCCUUUUCAAGGUGGGCAAGCUCCUCAGCGCUGAGGAGUACCAGCAGAAGGUCAUUCCCGUGCUGGUGAAGAUGUUCUCCUGCACUGACCGGGCCAUGCGUAUCCGCCUCCUGCAGCAGAUGGAGCAGUUCAUCCAGUACCUCGACGAGCCGACGGUCAACACCCAGAUCUUCCCCCACGUUGUGCACGGCUUCCUGGACACCAACCCUGCCAUCCGGGAGCAGACGGUCAAGUCCAUGCUGCUCCUGGCCCCAAAGUUGAACGAGGCCAACCUCAACGUGGAGCUGAUGAAGCACUUUGCACGGCUGCAGUCCAAGGACGAGCAGGGCCCCAUCCGCUGCAACACCACGGUUUGCCUGGGCAAAAUCGGCUCCUACCUCAGUGCCAGUACCAGACACAGGGUCCUCACCUCCGCCUUCAGUCGGGCCACCAAGGACCCAUUUGCCCCAUCCCGGGUCGCGGGUGUCCUGGGCUUUGCUGCCACCCACAACCUCUACUCAAUGAGUGACUGUGCCCACAAAAUCCUGCCUGUGCUCUGUGGCCUCACCGUGGACCCCGAGAAGUCCGUGCGGGACCAGGCCUUCAAGGCCAUCCGGAGCUUCCUGUCCAAACUGGAGUCGGUGUCAGAAGACCCCACACAGCUGGCUGAAGUGGAGAAGGACGUCCAUGCAGCCUCCAGCCCUGGGAUGGGAGGAGCGGCGGCCAGCUGGGCCGGUUGGGCCGUGACGGGAGUCUCCUCACUCACCUCUAAGCUGAUCCGUGCACACCCCACCGCUGCCCCUGCAGAGACCAGCGCCCCUCUGCGGCCCACACCUGAGGGCCACCGGGAGACACAGGAGGAGGGCAGGGACACAGCAGAGGACAGCAGCUUUGCCGACAGAUGGGAUGAUGAAGACUGGGGCAGCUUGGAGCAGGAGGCCGAGUCUGUGCUGGCCCAGCAGGAUGACUGGAGCUCAGGGGGCCAAACGGGCACAACUGGGCAGGCCAGCAUCUCUGACCACAAAUCCCCAGAUUCAGACUGGAACAGCUGGGAGGCUGAGGACUCAUGGGAGCAGGGCUGGCAGGAGCCGAGCCCCCCAGAACCACCCCCUGAGGGCACACGGUUGGCCAGCGAAUAUAACUGGGGCAGCUCAGAACCCAGUGACAAGGGUGACCCAUUCUCUGCCCUGUCUGUUUCCCUUUACAGCUGAGGCCGGACUCAUGGGGUGAUGACAACUGGGAGGGCCUGGACACUGACCGCCAGGGCAAGGCAGAGCUGGCUCGGAAGAAACGGGAGGAGCGGAAGAGGGAGAUGGAGGCCAAACGCGCAGAGAGGAAGGCAGCUAAGGGCCCCAUGAAGCUGGGCGCCCGGAAGCUGGACUGACCCGAAGGGGUGGGCGCUCCCCAAAGGCCGCGACAGCAGGCCUUGCAGGGGUAUUUAUUGUACAGACCAUGUAAGCCGGGCCUGACCGAGCCUGUCUCAAGUGUACAUAAUCAGGACCACAAUAAAUUCUGUUUCACACCCCU
Orycteropus afer afer is the source of this 2737-nucleotide messenger RNA. Lineage: Eukaryota; Metazoa; Chordata; Mammalia; Tubulidentata; Orycteropodidae. The record is from RefSeq and is a predicted model, not a curated record.